Cladophialophora yegresii CBS 114405 is the source of this 1857-nucleotide messenger RNA. RefSeq lists its product as uncharacterized. The record is from RefSeq and is a predicted model, not a curated record. The coding region runs from base 1 to 1857 and encodes 618 amino acids. Gene Ontology annotation, biological process: anterograde axonal transport. NCBI's taxonomy places the organism in Eukaryota, Fungi, Ascomycota, Eurotiomycetes, Chaetothyriales, Herpotrichiellaceae. The transcript has 5 exons. Gene Ontology annotation, cellular component: mitochondrion.
AUGGCGUCCGAAGAUGCAACUCCUAUGACAGAAGUCCCGGUCAAGGUGCCAGAGCCUGCCGAUGGAGCUCCUCCCACUCUGGCCGAGCCGGCAUCUGGGCCCGUCGCCGAGAUGUCGGGAGCUUUGCCGGCUGCCCAGGAUGCAGAAACGAAGCCAGCCGAGACAACUGACCCUCCGACUGUGAAUGGUUCUUCAGAUUCGGUAGCAGAGCCUGUCAAAGAACCUGAAGACCCCGUCACCGAGACCGAGCGUGCAGCUCCGGUCACGGAGGAGACGAACGCAAAAGAGACAGAUGCAACAGAGGCCGGUCAGCCAGAGACCAACGGCGCCGUGGCUGCUGAUAAGAAGUCGUCAUUGCCCAAGAGGAGGUCCUCGGCCGUCCCUGAGCACAAGGGCAAGAAGCUGAACAAGAAGAAGUCUAUGCCCAAGAUCACACAUCUUGAUGCUCAGCCGGGCGAUUAUUAUCUCGCCAGGCUGAAGGGAUAUCCUCCGUGGCCAUCUAUCAUCGCCGACGAGGACAUGCUUCCUGAGAUCAUGCUCAAUACCAGACCUGUCACCACCAAGAAGCCGGACGGCACCUACAACGAAGCCUACGCAGAUGGCGGCAAGAAGAUGAACGAGCGGACCUUUCCGAUCAUGUUUUUGUACACUAACGAAUUUGUGUGGAUCUCCAACACAGAUUUGACCCCUCUGAGCCCCGGGGACUGCAAAGAUGUCCCUCAGAAAGGUAAAGGCAAGGCACUACUCGAGGCCUACAAGGUCGCAGCCGAAGGACAUGAUCUCCUUCACUUUAAGAAGACACUCGAUGAACACUAUAACGCAGUCCAACAAGACAUCGAAGCCAAAGAGGCCAAGGAAGCAGAGAAGGCUGCUAAAGCCGAGAGGAAGAAGCGGAAGAGCGAGGUCAAGGCUGAUGCCGAGGACGUCGAUAUGGAAGAUGUAGACGUCGACGCUGAGCCCAAGAAGUCUUCCAAGAAGCGAAAGAAGGAGGUCGAUGAAGAUGAUGACGAGGACGAGAAGCCGGCGAAAACGCCAAAGACGACCAAGAUCAAGUUAACCACGAGCAAGACUCCCAAGACUGAGGAAAAGAAACCCAAAGAGAAGGCAGGCAAGCCGCGAUCCGAGAGGCGCAAGUCCAAGGCUGCUCAAGAAGAUGAAGAGAUGGCCGAUGCACCUGAACCAGAGCCAGAAGAGAAGCCACUUGAUCCAGUCGAGGCGCGCAAGUCGCGUGAGAAAGAGGUUCUUUUCCUCCGCCACAAGCUGCAGAAAGGCUUCCUUUCCCGGGAUCAAGCGCCCCAGGAAGAGGAAAUGCCACUAAUGGCAACAUACAUCAAGAAACUCGAAGGAUACGCAGACUUGGAAGUCAGCAUCAUUCGAACUACGAAGAUCAAUAAAGUUCUAAAGGCGUUGAUCAAGCUGAACACCAUCCCCCGAGACGAAGAGUUCCAGUUCCGGAAACGCUCGGUAGAACUUUUGAGUCAAUGGAACAAGAUUCUUGGUGCCGAGCCAGCUGACGGCGAGACCACUGGGGACAAAGAAAAUGCUACGAACGGAGUCCACGAUGAGAAGUCAGAAGAAGCCACCGAAGAGGACAAGAAAGAAGAUGCCUCUGCCCCUGCUGCUAUGGAAAAGCCGGUCGAGAGCACCGAAGAGAAGCCAGCUACUGAGGCCGAGCCGGAGGUCGAAAAGCCUGUGGUGCCUACAGAGUCCGAGACUGCACCGUUCGAAGAGCCGGAAGCUGCACCGGCAGAGGUGCCUUCCAAGCCUGAAGCGGCAAUUCCGGAAGUCGUGGACAAGGCGCCAGAGUCUGCUGAGGCUGCGACAGAGGCGGCAGACGUCGUCAAGGCUACUGAGUAG